Messenger RNA from Prorocentrum cordatum, 444 nucleotides. The record is from the annotation of a GenBank genome assembly. NCBI's taxonomy places the organism in Eukaryota, Dinophyceae, Prorocentrales, Prorocentraceae.
AUGAUCCGUUGGGCCGCAGACCGCGAGGUGGACCGCCUGCUGCGGUCGAGGCUGGUGCGCUGCGACCUCGCGGCGCUGAUGUCGUCCAGCCUGCUGCAGCAGUGCGGCGCCCGGCCUGCCGACGGCGGCGCCGCGGAGGAGGAGGAGACCGAACGGAGGCAGUUCGAGUGGAGGUUCUGGUCGGAGGCCACCGCCGCGCUCGGGCGAGCCUUGUUCGGCGACUCCCCCGCGCAGCGGGACGCGGUGGGGCACUUCUGCGCGGCCGCGCAGGAGGUGUUCCAGCGCUACGGGGGGGACCUUCGAAGACUUGCAGUUGGCCUUCAACUCCGUGCUCGGGGUCCUGCUGCCGAGCACGGUCUGCGACAGCCUCUUCCUGGCCUUCACGGGCGCGGGCACCGGCGGCGCCCUGCGGCAGCCCUGGGCCAAGCACGCCACUCUGCACAG